AUGGUGCCCGCCUACAUCAGCAUCGUGCCCGCCUACAUCAGUAUGAUACACGCCUACAUCAGUAUGGUGCCCGCCUACAUCAGUAUGAUACACGCCUACAUCAGCAUGGUGCCCGCCUACAUCAGUAUAGUGCCCGCCUACAUCAGUAUGAUACACGUCUACAUCAGUAUGGUGCCCGCCUACAUCAGUAUGAUACACGCCUACAUCAGUAUGGUGCCCGCAUACAUCAGUAUGGUGCCCGCUUACAUCAGUAUGAUGCCCGCCUACAUCAGUAUGGUGCCCGCCUACAUCAGCAUGGUGCCCGCUUACAUCAGUCUGGUGCCCGCCUACAUCAGUAUGAUGCCCGCCUACAUCAGUAUGGUGCCCGCUUACAUCAGUAUGGUGCCCGCCUACAUCAGUAUGGUGCCCGCCUACAUCAGCAUGGUGCCCGCUUACAUCAGUAUGGUGCCCGCUUACAUCAGUAUGAUGCCCGCUUACAUCAGUAUGGUGCCCGCCUACAUCAGUAUGGUGCUCGCUUACAUCAGUAUGGUGCCCGCCUACAUCAGUAUAAUGCUCGCCUACAUCAGUAUGGUGCCCGCCUACAUCAGCAUGGUGCCCGCUUACAUCAGUAUGGUGCCCGCUUACAUCAGUAUGAUGCCCGCUUACAUCAGUAUGGUGCCCGCUUACAUCAGUAUGGUGUCCGCCUACAUCAGUAUGGUGCCCGCCUACAUCAGUAUGAUGCCCGCUUACAUCAGUAUGGUGCCCGCCUACAUCAGUAUGAUGCCCGCCUACAUCAGUAUGGUGCCCGCCUACAUCAGUAUGGUGCCCGCUUACAUCAGUAUGGUGCCCGCUUACAUCAGUAUGGUGCCCGCCUACAUCAGUAUGGUGCCCGCUUACAUCAGUAUGGUGCCCGCCUACAUCAGUAUGGUGCCCGCCUACAUCAGUAUGGUUCCUGCCUACAUCACUAUGAUGCCGGCCUACAUCAGUAUGGUGCCCGCUUACAUCAAUAUGGUGCCCGCCUACAACAGCAUGGUGCCCGCUUACAUCAGUAUGAUGCCCGCUUACAUCAGUAUGAUGCCCGCCUACAUCAGUAUGGUGCCCGCCUACAUCAGUAUGAUGCCCGCUUACAUCAGUAUGAUGCCCGCUAACAUCAGUGUGGUGCCCGCCUACAUCAGUAUGGUGCCCGCUUACAUCAGCAUGGUGCCCGCCUACAUCAGCACGGUGCCCGCCUACAUAAGUAUGAUACACGCCUCGUCAGUAUGA
Messenger RNA from Haliotis rubra (blacklip abalone), 1242 nucleotides. RefSeq lists its product as uncharacterized. The transcript has a single exon. The record is from RefSeq and is a predicted model, not a curated record. The coding region runs from base 1 to 1242 and encodes 413 amino acids. NCBI's taxonomy places the organism in Eukaryota, Metazoa, Mollusca, Gastropoda, Lepetellida, Haliotidae.